AUGCACCCACAACGAUUCCUCACCCCUCUCCUCAUAUUCUUGGCAUCUGGGUUCUCGCUGGCUUCAGAGAUAGAGUCUACUCGCUGCAUCCUUUCCAUUGCCGAAGCCGUAUCCCGCCUCUCUUUUACAGGGUCACUAUCUACUCCCCGGCAAAUAGAUACAUGUACCAACAGGCUGCGCACUUACUCCAUAUACGCUGCAGCGACGCUGUACUGCUCAUCAACGGAAAUCAGAGACGGACUGAAGGUCCUCGAUUAUGAUUGUGAAAAGGAUGGGUUGUAUAGGAUUCCGUAUGAAACUGUUCGGCCAGAGUUGACGGAGCGGUAUCUACGUGGUUUGCGAGUGGUGGAGUAUGGCGAAGUAUCGAGGGGCGUGGAAUUGGAUGAGGUAGUAGUGGUGUCGUACGAUUGGUAUGAGAGGGUGGUCAGGACGAAUCGGGCUUGGGCCUUUGAAAUGUGGGCACAUCAUGCCUUUGGGGUUUUUUCUUAUUGGUUCUGGGGUAUUGUACUCCUAUCCGGUAUCCUGAAUCGGCUCUUCAUACACUUUUCUGGCCUCCAGCGGCGCGGUAUAAAAUACGACGCCGAAGGUCAUCCUUUGAAUAUCGGUUCUAGAAACUCUCUCCUAUUUUCCCCUCUCAGACGGUUGCGGCACUGGGUGAGGGCCUACUUCAUCAUCCCUGCGGCUUUCGGAACUCACCAUCAACGGUUGUUUUACUGGUGCUCCAUUCCAACACGUAUCGAAGCAAUUGUGAUAGUCCUAUUUUACAUCUUCAGUCUCGUCCUCACCUGUGUUGGACAUGAUGUGUUUAGAGGGAAUCUAUUCUGGGACGAUAUAUUCUCCCAAAUAUUUCGAUAUGUAUCGGAUAGAACUGGCAUAAUGUCGUAUGCAAACCUGUGUCUUCUCUGGCUUUUCGGCUCCCGCAACAAUCCAUUUCUGUGGGCAACCGGCUGGAGUUUCGCGACGUUUAAUCUUUUCCAUCGAGCGAUUGCAAGGGUGGCUACGAUCCAGGCUAUCGUUCAUUCGAUUGGAUACACGGUGCUCACAUUGCAAGGCGAGUUCAAUCUAUACGAUAGGUACCUUUGGCCGGUGGUUGUUAUUUGGAGUUUGGACAGAUUUGCCCGCCUUGCGAGAUUACUUUCAUGCAAUAUCCACCUACGGCUUAACAAAAAAUCGAUUACCUACUCAACGAGUGUGGUAUCAUACAGCGAAGCGUCUGACAUUAUCAAACUGGAAAUCAUACCUGGAUCUCGGCAUCUGCAGCCUAAACCGGGCCAUCAUUAUUAUAUCUACCAACCAUUACGAUGGACAGGAUAUGAAAGUCAUCCGUUCACCGUUGGCAGUUGGUCAGCCAUAGGUAAUGAAUGUGAACACCUUCCUUCCUCUGAGGCCAGCGAUUUUUCUUCGGCUAGCACAGCGGUACAAUCCGAAACUAGUACACCAAGGGCACCCAAGAGGGCCACCACGAGUGAUCUCACAGACGCAAAAUACAAACUUGUAUUCUGGAUCCGACCUUUCGACGGCUGGACCAAGCGUCUCCGAUCUGAUUGCCUCAAAUCACCCAAACAGACUUUAACGACGAGUUUUCUAAUAGAAGGACCAUAUUAUGGCCCAAUCGAACUCCAUACAUUCGAAAAUGUCAUUCUCAUCGCCGGCGGCACUGGCAUCGCAGCUGCCCUCCCACAUAUCGAGGAGCAUUUACGGCGCACAGAAACAAAAUCCCACCAUAAUAAUAAGUUCAUUGCACCAUCAUCGCCGUGCUCCUCUUCAACAGCUCUUCACGCGCCGGAGAUCUCCACAGAUCCUCCGCGCACGAGAACGAACAACAUAUCAUUCGUCUGGACCACACGGCAAGAGGCGUUUAUUCAUGAGUUGGCGGCUCGCGAACUAGGCCCGGCGCUCGGGAGAGGGGACAUAACUACUCAAUUCUACUGCACGUCAUUGCAACCGCGCUCAAAAUCGCAAUCAAUUGGCGGCCCCACCUGCAGCAGAGACCUGCAACCCGAGCAAGAUACGAUGGAUGACCGCACCGCGCUCCUAUCAUCCGUUGACGGUAUAUAUAACCAGGCCGUUACAUAUGGUAACCAUGGCCAUACGUUCCCGAUUGAUAUCCAUCCCAGAAGGCCGGAUAUAAGAAAUAUCAUCACGAGAAGUGUGCAGGAAAUUGGCAAUCGUGGGGAUUGUCCUAGAAGCGUUGCAGGGAGGACGGCGAUUUUGGUCUGUGGACCGGCGGAGAUGGCGGACGAAGCUCGUGUAGCUGUUCAUGAGGUUUUGAAGAAGGGGUAUAGGGGAGUAGAGUACUUUGAAGAAUCGUUUGGAUGGUGA
Molecule: messenger RNA, 2322 nt
Organism: Blastomyces dermatitidis ER-3
Lineage: Eukaryota; Fungi; Ascomycota; Eurotiomycetes; Onygenales; Ajellomycetaceae
Product: FRE family ferric-chelate reductase
Exons: 5
Coding region: 1-2322 (773 amino acids)
Biological process (GO): intracellular iron ion homeostasis; copper ion import; iron ion transport
Cellular component (GO): plasma membrane
Molecular function (GO): ferric-chelate reductase activity
Source: RefSeq, a predicted model, not a curated record